Capsicum annuum is the source of this 1152-nucleotide messenger RNA. RefSeq names its product trafficking protein particle complex subunit 1. Gene Ontology annotation, biological process: endoplasmic reticulum to Golgi vesicle-mediated transport. Gene Ontology annotation, cellular component: TRAPP complex. Lineage: Eukaryota; Viridiplantae; Streptophyta; Magnoliopsida; Solanales; Solanaceae. The record is from RefSeq and is a predicted model, not a curated record. Bases 241 to 750 code for a protein of 169 amino acids. The transcript has 6 exons.
UAGCAGUUCGAAGUACCUGAGGAAAAAAAGAAAAUCUGAGGUCAGAUUUGUCAUUUAAUCAAACAAAAUGAGCCACUGUUUCAAAUUUCUAGCGACCCGGAUGUAGGAUCCGAGUUGUCACCAUUUGUAGAAUCUCUUAAAUCAAACAAAAUUCUCUCUACCUGAGCAGUCCACAAAGCUUCUUAAUCAGCACCACUACCCACUCAAUCGAUCAACAGCAAAGGUAAAAUUAGUAGAAAAAUGCAAUUCUUCGGAGGAUCAGAGAUCAGUCCAUCGCCGCCGCCACCGACAGUAUCAGGGAAUAAUGCACAUAUGUUGUAUGUAUUCAAUAGGAAUGGAGUUUGUCUUCUUUAUAGGGAAUGGAAUCGGCCUCUUAAGACCUUAAACCCUCAGCAGGAUCAUAAGCUCAUGUUUGGUUUGCUCUUUUCCCUCAAAUCUCUAACUGCCAAAAUGGAUCCUACAAGUGCUGAAAAAGGUAAUCUUGGGGUGCCGCAAUUACCUGGACAGGGAUGUUCAUUUCACAGCUUUCGUACUAAUACAUAUAAACUCAGUUUCAUGGAAAGUCCGUCUGGAAUAAAGAUCAUCCUUGUCACGCAUCCAAGGACUGGUGAUCUAAGGGAAUCUUUGAAAUAUAUUUAUAACUUGUAUGUUGAAUAUGUGGUGAAGAAUCCACUCUAUUCCCCAGGGGCUCCUAUUAAGUGUGAGCUAUUUAAUUCUACGCUUGAUCAGUAUGUUAGAGGCCUUGGAUAAUUUCUCAAGGAUCAUUUGGAUUCAGAUAUCGAACACUACGUUCAGCUUAAUUGUGCCUUUCAAUUAUGAUUUAUCAUCUGUGAUGGAAGAUGGCUCUGGUAGGGCUCAAUACAUUCUCAAAACUUGCUGCACCAACUUUGGACAAGUGUUGCGCCAAUUGUGUUUGCCUAGUUACAGUAUGAUCUCAUUUUGGUAACUUCAAUAUAUUGUCUUUCAUGUCAGUAAAUGUGUUGAAACAAUAAUAGUUGGAUUAGGUCCGUAUUACGUUCUUUCGAUGCUGCUUAUCCUUUGAAGUUUUUACAUGGUAUGUAUACUAGUACAAUGAACAAUGGUAGAAUAUAGUCCUUUUUACAGAUUUAAGAUAGUUUUGCAAUGAAUGUGAAGUGUGCUUGCUUUUUAGUA